AUGGUGCUGUUCUGGAGCUCUUGGCUGACCCUGGCACUGGCUCUGGGCCCGGUUGGCCAGGCGGUGGCACAGGGGCAGGACUGCACGGGCGUGGACUGCCCGCCUCUGGAGCACUGCAUCGAGGAAGCGCUGGAGCCAGGCGCCUGCUGUGCCUCUUGCGUGCAACAUGGCUGCCUGUGCGAGGGCUACCAAUACUACGACUGUCUGCGUGGUGGGUUUGCACGCGGCCAGGUGCCCGCCGGCCAGUCCUACUUCGUGGACUUUGGCAGUACUGAAUGCUCUUGCCCGCCGGGCGGUGGUAAGAUCAGCUGCCAGUUCAUGCUGUGCCCAGAGCUGCCGCCCAACUGCAUCGAGCCCGUAGUGGCCGCCGACAGCUGCCCGCAGUGUCGUCGGGUGGGCUGCACGCACGCUGGUCGAAAGUAUGCCGCUGGCCACACUGUGCAUCUGCCCCCCUGCCAGGCCUGCCACUGCCCUGACAGCGGAGGAGAGCUUAUCUGCUAUCAGUUGCCCGGCUGCCAAGAUGGCCCUGAGCCCAUGCCCGCUGUUUCGCAUGGGAACUUCUCAGACCCCGAGGAGGCCGACCCCGAGCAGCACUACGAAGACCCCUACAGCUACGACCAGGAGGUGGCUUUGGAGGGGGAGCUGCAGGAAGGCCCUGCUGCCCUGGGGGGCGAGCAGCACGCACCUUCUGCCGUCCAGGCCACCUCCUGGUCAGCUCUGCUCCUCAGGCCCACCGUGGCAGCUGCCCUGGGUCUCCUGGCCCCUGUGCAGAUGAAAGCCAGGAGAGUGACGGAAGACAGCCUGGAGGACUUGCAGGAGCAGAGGGAGGAUGGUCCAGCGCCGGAGGAGCUGGCUGUUGAGAACCCCCAGGAUCUCCCCCUGUUGCCUACUGCAGCCCCUGACCCAGAGGAGAUGGCGGAAGCCAGGGAGAGUCCUGAGGAGAAUCUUAUUCCAGAUGCCCAGGCCACCUCCCACAGCGGCCGACCAGGGGGAGCGGAGCCCACGCAGGGCCCCAGGGUGGCCAGCUUCCCUGUGUCACAUACCACCCUCAGCCCACCUGGGACCUCUGCCAAGCCCAGCACUACUGCUGCCCCGACCACACCACCCCAAGAGCCAGAGUGGGGCCCACCUGCUCAGGAAGUGCCUCCCAAGCUGCCUGUGUUGCCCCAUUCUCCACCAGAGGAAGACAUGGAGCCCAAUUCCGUUCAUUCCGUGCCCAGGGGCGAUGCUGAAGUCUCCACCAAGGACCUGAUCGAGACUUGCUGUGCGGCUGGACAGCAGUGGGCCAUCGACAACGACGAGUGCCUGGGGAUCCCUGAGAAUGGUGCUGAGGGCGACGUCUGCAGGACUGCCCAGAUGCAGUGCUGCGUGUCCUACUUGAAGGAGAAGAGCUGUGUGGCCGGCGUCAUGGGUGCCAGGGAAGGCGAGACUUGCGGUGCCGAAGACAAUGACACCUGUGGUCUCUCCCUGUACAAGCAAUGCUGUGACUGCUGUGGCCUAGGACUCCGUGUGCGGGCUGAGGGCCAGUCCUGUGAGUCCAACCCCAACCUGGGCUACCCCUGCAACUACGUCAUGAUGUCUUGCUGUGAGGGCGAGGAGCCACUCAUCGUGCCUGAGGUCCGCCAUCCAGAGCCCAGGGACGUGCCCCAGAGAGUUUCAGAGACAGACGUGUCAAGCCGGGAGGCGCUGAGUCUGGGCACAGAGACAGAGCUGCCCAACAGCCUUCCCGGUGAUGACCAGGACGAGUGUCUGCUGCUGCCUGGGGAACUCUGCCAGCACCUCUGCCUCAACACCGUGGGCUCCUACCGCUGUGCCUGCUUCCCCGGCUUCUCUCUCCAGGAGGACGGCCGUACAUGCCAGCCAGAGGGAGACCCGGAAUCUAAGGCCAUGGAGGAGACUGCAUUGAGGUCUGAGCCCCCUCAGGGACUCCCCAACACUGUCCCACUUCCUGUGCCGAAGCCCAACACCUGCAAAGACAAUGGGCCAUGUAAGCAAGUAUGCAACAUCGUCGGGGGCAUGGCCAUGUGUUCCUGCUUCCCCGGCUACGCCAUCAUGGCUGAUGGCGUGUCCUGUGAAGACCGAGACGAGUGUCUAAUGGGCACUCACCAGUGCAACCGGCGCCAGUUCUGUGUGAACAGCCUGGGAUCCUACUACUGUGUCAACCACACAGUGCUGUGUGCCGAGGGCUUUAUCCUCAACAGGCACAGGAAGUGUGUGGACAUCAACGAGUGUGUGACAGCCCUGCAUACAUGUAGCCGGGGCGAGCACUGCGUGAAUACCAUAGGCUCUUUCCGAUGCUUCAAGGCUCUUACCUGCGAACCUGGAUAUUCCCUCCAGGAUGGAGAGUGCACAGACGUGGACGAGUGUGCAUUGGGCACACACAGUUGCCAGGCCGGCUUCGAAUGCCAGAACACGGAGGGCUCCUUCUACUGCCAGGCACGCCAGCGCUGCAUGGAUGGCUUCCUGCUGGACCCCGAGGGCAACUGUGUGGACAUCAAUGAGUGCACAUCGCUGACAGAGCCCUGCAGGCCUGGCUCCAGCUGUGUGAAUACAGUGGGCUCCUACACAUGCCAGAAGAACCCACUGCUCUGCACACGGGGGUACCAUGUUAACCAGGAUGGGGACACAUGUGUGGAUGUGAACGAGUGUGAGACAGGGGUGCACCAGUGUGGCGAUUCUCAACUCUGCAACAACCUCCCGGGCUCCUACCGCUGUGACUGCAAGCCCGGCUUCCAACGGGACGCCUUUGGCCGCAGCUGCAUUGAUAUUAAUGAGUGUUGGACGUCGCCGGGCCGUCUCUGCCAGCACACAUGUGAGAAUACCGUGGGUUCUUACCGCUGUUCCUGUGCCACUGGCUUCCUGCUGGCCGAAGAUGGCAAACACUGUGAAGAUGUGAAUGAGUGUGAGAGUAAUCGCUGCAGCCAGGAAUGUGCCAACAUCUACGGCUCCUACCAGUGCUACUGCCGCCAGGGCUACCAGCUGGCUGAGGAUGGGCAUUCCUGCACAGACAUUGACGAGUGCGCCCAAGGUGCUGGCAUCCUCUGUGCCUUCCGCUGUGUCAACGUGCCAGGGAGCUACCAGUGCGCAUGCCCCGAACAGGGCUACACCAUGAUGGCCAACGGGAGGACCUGCAAAGACCUGGAUGAGUGUGCCCUGGGAACCCAUAAUUGCUCCGAGACUGAGUCCUGCCACAACAUCCAGGGCAGUUUCCGCUGUCUGAGCUUCAGCUGUCCACGCAACUACGUGCGCGUCUCAGAAACGAAAUGUGAACGGACCACCUGCCAUGACUUCACCGAGUGCCAGAACUCGCCCGCCCACAUCACCUUGUACCAUCUCAACUUCCAGACGGGCCUCCUGGUGCCUGCGCAGAUCUUCCGCAUCAGCCCUGUGCCCAUUUACGCGGGGGACACCAUCGUCCUCACCAUCACCAAGGGCAAUGAGGAAGGCUACUUUGGCACCAGGCGCCUCAACACCUACACUGGCGUGGUUUACCUGCAACGCUCCGUGCAACAGCCCCGGGACUUCGCCCUGGAUGUAGAGAUGAAACUUUGGCGCCAGGGCUCUGUCACCACCUUCCUGGCCAAAAUGUACAUCUUCUUUACUACCUUUAUCUAGUGAGACCUUCGGGGAAGCUUCCGGCAGGAACCCUGUGCCUACCCCCAUCCACCCUGUCUGCACCCCGUCCCCAGCUUACCCCUUUGAGGGGGUUGCUGGACACCACAUUGUUGG
Messenger RNA from Suncus etruscus (white-toothed pygmy shrew), 3729 nucleotides. It is a transcript of the gene FBLN2, whose product is annotated as fibulin 2. Gene Ontology annotation, cellular component: extracellular region. The record is from RefSeq and is a predicted model, not a curated record. Gene Ontology annotation, molecular function: calcium ion binding. The coding region runs from base 1 to 3615 and encodes 1204 amino acids. The transcript is spliced from 17 exons. NCBI's taxonomy places the organism in Eukaryota, Metazoa, Chordata, Mammalia, Eulipotyphla, Soricidae.